Molecule: messenger RNA, 2046 nt
Organism: Mustela lutreola (European mink)
Lineage: Eukaryota; Metazoa; Chordata; Mammalia; Carnivora; Mustelidae
Gene: KRT72
Product: keratin 72
Exons: 9
Coding region: 86-1657 (523 amino acids)
Biological process (GO): keratinization; intermediate filament organization
Cellular component (GO): keratin filament
Molecular function (GO): structural constituent of skin epidermis
Source: RefSeq, a predicted model, not a curated record
UUGGGGGGAGCGAGUCAGGCCAGCGGAGCCGCCCUCUGCGCCCCUGUCCUACCUCGCGUCGCGCUCCGCAGCCCGUCCCCCCAGCAUGAGCCGCCAGCUGCAUCACCGCCCCGCCGGCGAGCGCACAGGCUUCAGCGGGUGCUCGGCCGUCAUCUCGGGACGGGUGAGCACCAGCUCAGCCUCGUUCCGGGCCGGCGUCAAGGGCACGGCCGCCUUCGGCUCCAGGAGCCUCUUCAGCCUGGGGGGCGGCCGGCGCCUGGCCCUGUGCGCCGCGGCCGGGCGGGGCGGCGCCUUCGCGCUGGGCCACUGCUCUGGUUCGGGCGGCGGCCGGCUGGGCGGCUUCGUGGGCACCGUCUUCGGCAGCGCGGGGCUGGGACCCGUCUGUCCGUCCGUGUGCCCGCCCGGUGGCAUCCCUCAGGUCACCGUCAACAAAAGCCUCCUGGCCCCCCUCAAUGUGGAGCUGGACCCCGAGAUCCAGAAGGUGCGCGCCCAGGAGCGGGAGCAGAUCAAGGCGCUGAACAACAAAUUCGCCUCCUUCAUCGACAAGGUGCGGUUCCUGGAGCAGCAAAACCAGGUGUUGGAGACCAAGUGGAACCUACUACAGCAGCUGGACCUGAACAAUUGCAGGAAGAACCUGGAGCCCAUUUAUGAGGGCUACAUCAGCAACCUGCGGAAACAGCUGGAGACACAGACAGGUGACAGGGUGCGGCUGGACUCAGAGCUGAGGAACAUGCAGGAUUUGGUGGAGGACUACAAGAAGAGGUACGAGGUGGAGAUUAACAGACGAACAGCUGCCGAGAAUGAGUUUGUGGUGCUCAAGAAGGAUGUGGAUGCCGCCUACAUGAACAAGGUGGAGCUCCAGGCCAAGGUGGACUCCCUGACGGAUGAGAUCAAAUUCUUCAAGUGCCUCUAUGAAGGGGAGAUCGCUCAGAUGCAGUCCCACAUCAGCGACACCUCCGUCAUCCUGUCCAUGGACAACAACCGGGACCUGGACCUGGACAGCAUCAUCGAUGAGGUCCGUGCCCAGUACGAGGAGAUCGCCCUGAAGAGCAAGACCGAGGCCGAGGCGCUGUACCAGACCAAGAUCCAGGAGCUGCAGGUCACCGCAGGCCGGCAUGGGGAUGACCUCAAACUCACCAAGGCUGAGAUCUCAGAGCUCAACCGUCUGAUCCAGAGGAUCCGCUCCGAGAUAGGGAAUGUGAAGAAGCAGUGCUCCAACCUGGAGACGUCCAUCGCCGAUGCUGAGCAGCGGGGCGACUGCGCCCUGAAGGAUGCCCGGGCCAAGCUGGACGAGCUGGAGGCCGCCCUGCACCAAGCUAAGGAGGAGCUGGCCCGAAUGCUGCGCGAGUACCAGGAGCUCAUGAGCACGAAACUGGCCCUGGACAUGGAGAUUGCCACCUACCGCAAGCUGCUGGAGGGCGAGGAGUGCAGGAUGUCUGGUGAACAUCCAAGUUCUGUGAGCAUCUCUGUCAUCAGUAACACGGGUGCAGGGGCAGGAGGGGCUGGUUUCAGCAUGGGCUUUGGCGCCUCGAGCAGUUACAGCUUCAAGCCAGCAGCCAUGGACGUCAAAACCAAAGGCAGCUGUAGCAGCGAGUUCAAGGAUCCCCUGCCUAAGAGCUCAGGCGGCAGCUGUGCAGCCAGGAAGGCCUCGAGGUGAAGGGCUGGCGGUGACCCUUGGCUCUGUGAGCAGAAAGCCGCAGGGCCCAGCUGCUCCCCCUGCCUCUGCCCUGUCCAGGCCAGGAGGUGCUUCCUCUGUGGCCGCAAUCCCCGUGCCAUCCCCUAGUCCUGUGGUACUCCACGCAGUGCAUGCUGUGAAGUGAGAAAUCCCAGGGGGUGACCUCCCCCUUGGCUGUUUUUCACUGGGUCACUGCCCCCAACACAGAGAUAACACAGCUAUGUGGAUGUCUCCCUGUGGCCAGUGUGAACUCCUCUGUCCCCAUGCCUUUCUGUGGCCAUUGCAGCCCGGGCGCUCUCUUUGUCCUCUGCUUUGGGUCGUGUCCAGUUCUCUGCUUCUCCUGCAAUAAACAAUCAGAGCCAUUGGAUUCU